This is a messenger RNA of Plenodomus lingam JN3, 1530 nucleotides long. RefSeq lists its product as uncharacterized. Lineage: Eukaryota; Fungi; Ascomycota; Dothideomycetes; Pleosporales; Leptosphaeriaceae. Gene Ontology annotation, molecular function: iron ion binding; monooxygenase activity; oxidoreductase activity, acting on paired donors, with incorporation or reduction of molecular oxygen. The record is from RefSeq and is a predicted model, not a curated record.
AUGAACAUCAGUCCAUUAUUGCUCUUUACUUGGUUGCUUGGUUCGUGGAUCAUCUGGUAUACCACAAUCACCGUCCGCCGUCUCUUCUUCCACCCUCUUGCCAAAAUACCAGGCCCAAAGCUUGCAGCAGUAACCCUCCUCUAUCAAACUUGGUACUGCUUUGUUGGAGGCAGUCGAUUCUACAUCAAGAUACAAAAGCUGCAUGAGCAGUAUGGCCCAGUAGUUCGCAUUGGCCCCGACGAAGUCCAUCUCUCGGAUGCAGCCAACUACGAUAAGAUCAAUCGUGUCGGGACAAAGUUUAGCAAGGAUGGCGCCUUUUACGGAGCAUUUGGCAAUCCAAAUUCCUCCUUUACAACGGCGAGCAAUGAGCUUCAUCGUCUGCGUCGCGGCGGGCUCAAUUCCUUCUUCUCGCGGAAAGUGGUUUUACAACUAGAAGACAUUGUCCACGAAAAGACGGAGCUGCUCAUCGCGCUGGUGCGGAAGACGUUUGACAAAGGCGGAGAGUUUGAUAUACAUCAUGGUCUGCGCGCCAUUUCCAUCGACGUCGUGACAGACUACGCGUUCGGGUCGUGCUACGACCUGCUCAAAGAGCCCGACCUGGGUCUCAAGUUCUUCACUCUUGUUCACAAGAUCGGACCUGCUGCUUGGAUUUUCCGGCAGUGGCCUUGGCUGAAAUCAGUCGCCAUGUCCAUUCCAGAAUCCAUCAUCAAGCUCAUCAGCGAGCCUAUCGGGCAAGUGCGCGACAUGCAAAAUCAUUGCCACAAGCAGCUACUCGAGGUCAAAGCAAACCGCGAGGCGGGGUUGAUUAGAGAUGACGACCGUCCGACCAUCUUCUCCGCAUUGAUGGAUCCAAAGGAGGGCUUUUCAAAGGGUGCCGUCGACAAUCUAGAAGAUGAAGCAUACACGGUCAUCACCGCGGCCGCAGACACUACAGGAAAUGCAAUGACCACCAUGGUCCGCUGCGUCGUUGAAAACUCGAACAUCUAUCGCCGCUUGCAUGCCGAAUUAUGCGAAGCAUUUCCUGACCCCGAGUCCGAGCUGACCUACGCCGCUCUGGAGAGAUUACCCUAUCUCACCAUGGUUAUCAAAGAAGGGCUACGCCUCUCCUUUGGUGUCCCAGGCCGUCUCCCACGUGUUGUUCCCCCCGGCGGCGCAACCUUCAACGGCUACACCCUACCCGAAGGCACCGUGGUCUCCAUGUCAUCCUGGAUCCUACACCAAGACCAAGACUUCUUCCCCAACCCCACAGUCUUCGACCCGGAUCGUUGGUCUGAUGCAACCGAAGCCCAGCGCAUGGACAAGGCAUUUGUUCCGUUUGGAAAAGGCAGCCGUGCAUGUGUGGGCAUGAAUCUAGCAUACUGCGAGCUCUAUGUCGUGAUUGGCACGCUCUUCCGCACCUUUACUGAUUUGAAAGGGAAUCAUCUUACAGAAGAGGAUUUGGCCUAUGAUGAUUACUUUUCGAGUUAUAAUCCAUUGGAGGCGACCAAGUUCCAUGUUAGUAAAGCGGAUAAAGAGAUCACUGCGAUGUAA